AUGCCCCGCGCGGAGGUUGGUUCUACAAAGCAUUUGAACAAUAAGCUGAAGUCAAAGGGUCUCCAACGGUUGCGUUGGUACUGUCAGGUAUGCGAACGUCAGAUGAGAGACGAAAACGGCUUCAAAUGUCAUACGCAAUCAGAGUCGCAUGUUCGGCAGAUGCUGCUCAUCGGCGAAGAUCCGAAUAAGCACAUCCAAAGCUACAGCAACGACUUUCUUCGGGACUUUUUGCAACUUCUUAAAACAUCACAUGGCGAAAAGGGUGUCCAUGUCAAUCAUUUUUAUCAAGAAUACAUUGCGAACAAGGAACAUAUACAUAUGAAUGCCACGAAAUGGCCUUCACUCUCUGAAUUUGCCAAGUUUCUCGGCCGGGAAGGCCAUUGCAGAGUGGAGGAAACGGAAAAAGGCUUGCACAUUGCCUGGAUCGACAAUAGUCCAGAGGCGCUUAGGCGGCAAGAUGCGAUCAGGAAGAAGGAGAGGCAGGAUAAGGGCGAUGAAGAGAGGGAGCAAAAAUUAAUUCAAGAGCAGGUUGAAAGAGCCAAAGCUGAUGCCGAAGCAAAACGGCCUGAUCAAGCGACUAAUGACCAGCCGAAAGCUCUGCAACGUGAAGAAGGGGCGAAAAUUAAGCUCAAUUUCAGCAAGCCUUUGUCGACAUCGAAAAGUCCCUCGGAAGAGAACACUGAAGUUGAAUUGCGCGAACCCGCCACCACGAUGCAAGACAGAAAUGCAGAUAAUAGCAUCGGCAAUUCGCCAGUUACCAGCGCAGCUGCGUCUCCAGCUCCUGAGAAGGUUUCCCUAAAGUUCGGAUCCAAUAAACCAAAGAACGUCUUUGCUUUGGCCUCGAAACAGAACGCGCUGAGCAGCAAGGCCGUUAGGAAUAAAGAGGCGCCAAAGAAACCCAUCAGCCAAGCUGAGAGAAUUAUGAAGGAGGAACUCGAACGAAAACGUCAUCGAGAGAUUAAUGGUUCGGCGGGUGUAAAGAAACAGCGGAUAGCCUGA
This is a messenger RNA of Xylona heveae TC161, 999 nucleotides long. Its product is annotated as zinc finger protein RTS2. The transcript has 2 exons. Gene Ontology annotation, molecular function: double-stranded DNA binding. Gene Ontology annotation, cellular component: nucleus. The record is from RefSeq and is a predicted model, not a curated record. The coding region runs from base 1 to 999 and encodes 332 amino acids. Gene Ontology annotation, biological process: DNA damage response; DNA replication. Lineage: Eukaryota; Fungi; Ascomycota; Xylonomycetes; Xylonales; Xylonaceae.